CGCAGGGUCCUGAUUGGCGCCGCCUGAAGGGAAUAAAAGUGGGUGCGCUCGGCCGGGCGGGCAGUACACGGCGGAGAGCGUCCUGGUCGCGAUGUCGCGCUCGGUGAUCUUUGCCCUGCUCGGGCUGCUCUGUCUGGCUGGCCUGGAUGCUGUCCAGCGUCGUCCAAAGGUUCAGGUUUAUUCUCGGCACCCACCAGAGAAUGGAAAGCUGAAUUUCCUGAAUUGCUAUGUGUCUGGAUUUCAUCCAUCUGACAUUGAUAUUACCAUGUUAAAGAAUGGAAGGAAGAUAGAAAAGGUGGAGCAGACCGACUUGUCUUUCCACAAGGAUUGGUCUUUCUAUAUGCUGACCCAGACUGAAUUCAUCCCCAAUGAGAAGGACGAUCUUGCCUGCCGAGUGAAUCAUACCACUCUCACUGAACCGAUUGUAGUUAAGUGGGAUCGAAACCUCUAAUCAGCAUCAUGGAGGUUUGAAAAUGUCUGAUUUGGACAAGACUAAUUCCAAAUACUGAGCUUUUUUUCUUUUUAAUAUUGAUAUGCUUGUUUACUUCAUGCACAAAAUGUAGAAAAUUAUGAUGAUGUCUUCUUUGUAAUUCUGUGUUGUGCAGACCUAUACCUGGGCUAGACACUCUAAACCUCUGGGUGAGCUCAAAUCCUUUGGUUUUAGCUCUGGCAACUUAGGUGGGAAGGAAAGAAUUUUCAUGUUCAACACCAAUAGCUUGGUCAAUUCUGAACUGCAAUCUUUUCUGCACACAAAGCUGGAUAGUAUGACAGUUAUGCAUGUUCAAGUUAACCCCAAUCUGCGUACUUUGCUUUUUAGAAAUAGAGAAAAUAAUGAUAUUCAAUUUUUAGAAAUAUUGGAAGGACAUCGGAAAUUUUUUAUAAUGGAUUUUCUCAUAUAAAAUUCAUAUUUACAUUUGUUAAAGUGAGACAUGAUUGGCAGAUUUUGUGUUAUUAAUUAAAACAAUGGUAAAACUUGA
Molecule: messenger RNA, 977 nt
Organism: Nycticebus coucang (slow loris)
Lineage: Eukaryota; Metazoa; Chordata; Mammalia; Primates; Lorisidae
Gene: B2M
Product: beta-2-microglobulin
Exons: 4
Coding region: 92-451 (119 amino acids)
Biological process (GO): positive regulation of T cell activation; antigen processing and presentation of exogenous peptide antigen via MHC class II; peptide antigen assembly with MHC class II protein complex
Cellular component (GO): MHC class II protein complex; MHC class I protein complex
Molecular function (GO): MHC class II protein complex binding
Source: RefSeq, a predicted model, not a curated record